GAUCAGCUUUUUAAUAUUAUCAUGUUCAGCUGCAUUAGUUAGAGCUGGAGGGUUAUGAACACCCGAUAACUAGGAUUUCGUGCAUAUAUCAGUUGACAUAGUUUGAGUACUUCAGAUUAUACAAAUAUUGCUAUUUUCAAGAACAUUACUAUAUUGAGCAUAUAUAUAUCAUUUUUCAGUGUCGUUUAGUUGGAAGUGGUACUUAGCACCGAGUGAACGCUGGGAUGAAGGUUCACCCAUCAAUUAGGACUGAGACCUUUAGUAGAAGUCCCUAAGUUUUAGAACUAUGAUGCCAUCGUAGGUUAUGAGGGGUCACCCUUCAGUUAGGACUGAUACCCUAGUCCUUCAGGACAUCAGUUUAGUAAAUCCACACCAACCAGUAUUGGUACCUUCGGUAAGGCACUGACACCUUUCCAACUGGGGUUAUAGGUUAGACCCUAAUUUGCUCGGAUUAAGGUAUGCUGAUUGUUGUUAGCUCCCUCAGUUUAUGUUUUAAUUUAUGUUCCAUUCAGAUUUGCAUGACUUUGUAUUUAGCUAUUCAGAUAUGCAGUUUUCAUUCAGUACAUGAUAAUACUUGGUUUUGCAUUCAGUUUACCAUGUUUCAUGCAUGCAUGUUCAACUUAUAUUUAGUUAGUUCUCUCAUCUCGUAUACUCAGUACAUUCAAAGUACUGGUUGCAUACUUUCUUUGCUAUAUUAUCUCAUAAUAUAGGUUCAGACGCUCAGUACCCAGAUCGCUCUAAGCACGUUCCCGUACUACCCAACAGUAGUCAUUAGUGAGUCCUCAUCAUGCGAUGGCUUUUUUGAGUCUACUUUCAGUUUUGGUUAGUUGGAGUUAGUUGGGGGUUUGUCCCAACAACUCAUUAUGAUUUAGAGGCUUUCAGGCAGAUGUUUAAAUUUUCAACAUAAGUGAUUAUCUGACAGUUUUAUUUCCAGUUUUGGUCGAUAUUUAAUUUUACAAUAUUAUGAUUUCCACCAGUUAUUUCAAUUUAGAUUCCGACAAAUUUUUGUUACUUUUUUAGUAUACUUAGAGUUAUACCAGACCAUAGGUUAGCUUGGGUCACUUGUGACUCUAAUCAUCAUGUUAUGACUAGGGGUAGUCUCGGGUUUUGACAAGAAACCUCUAAUAUGGUCCAGACUCAUAGCCUGAUCUGACUGAAUAGUGUGGCUAACUGGGUCUCUGUUUGUGUGAGGCGAUCAGUCAAUUCCUUUUUCGCUCUACCAUCUGCUGCAAUAACUUUUGAGGUACACUCAUAAAACCAACAACUGACGAGCGAGGGGGCAAAGUGGAAGUCGCGCCUGGUGCUAAAGUAGAAGUCGAGGCUGGUGUUGAUAAUUGCAUCAGAAAAUCUAGAAAACCUAUCCAAAAUAAAGUAGAAAAAUAAGGUUGGCAUCAACCUACACUCUACUUACAGGCCAUAUGUAGUACCUAUGGGCCCUAGGUGGGUUUGUAGGAAUCAAAGACAGUAUCAUGCAACUUUCAUAUGACCUACCUAUGGGGUACCUACGGGGCCGUAGGUCCCACCAAUGCCUAGUAGGUGACCUUCGUGGAAAUCAGAGAUGGAACCAACUUUCAAAAUCUCAAAUCCACAACCUACGAGCCCAUAGGUACUACCUAUGGCAUGUAGGUGGGUCUCGUAAGUAGCCUUUCAGCUACACUUCAUCUCUUUUUCUCCUACUCUGCUUCGAAACCUGUUUUCUUGCAAAACCAGCAUAACAACACAUCAUAUUUAACAAAAAGACCUAAGUACUUGCAUAAUUUCUCUAUUUUAAGCAUCGAAAGUGCCAUAAAACUAUGGCAGAUCAGCCCUCCCCCCGACGGAGCGGCUAAAGAGAAAUAAAGAAUAGUCUUUGUUUAGAAAAUUCAUGGAUUAAACUCUCAAGAUUUUAUGAAAGCAAUUAGAACUCUAGUUCAUCAUAAAAUACAUAAUACGCUUUAAGGAAUCGAAGGCUUAAGAGAUUUGUGAUUCAAGUUAGUUCUACAUACUUUUGGGAAAGAGGUUGGAGAAGACCUUUGUUGAUUUAGGAGCCCUAGCUUGAUUUUUGCGUGAACAUAUUAAAGGUUUGAGAGAAGGGGAAGAGUUUUGAAUUGAUAAUCUAAGGAUAUUUGACAAAUUGGAGCGCAUAUAGAAUUGGAGGGACAAUUCCUAAAAGAAAAAAAGAUCAAAACACCCUUAAAAUAUCAAGGUUUUCAAAAUUUCACCUCCGAAGGGGGUGUCUCCAAACACGCAACACCCACCUCCCUGGCACACAAUCCAUAGAUAGUGAGCUCAUUCUUUGUAGCACGAACCCCAAUGCGCAAGCCUUCCCAAUGCAAUACCCAGGUUUUAAUCACGCUAAAACUUUUCCUUACGUCCCUUAAACCCAACCUAAACAUUUUUGAAUCGAUAUAAAGGUCAUCUAAGUCCAUUUUUAAGCUUUAUAAAUCAUAAUUAGGCACAUUAACCCUCAAAUAUUUUUGAGUGUUACAAUUACCAGAUAGUUACCUAAAGUAGAUCCUAAAUAAAUGUCAAAUACAUAACGGGCCGAAACAUCUAUUGAGACGUCAGACGGAUAAAUAUGAAGGAAACAUGAAAAUUAGUCCUUUUCAUAUAUUAGGUAAAGAUCAGAGGAAAGGAAAGAGCAGCCAAAUUCCUGUGGAUAGCAUAGUAAUGGGCAUUAUACACCAAUUCCGAGAACUCGCCGGGAAACUUUUUUCCAACCGGAGACCUCAACAACAGAAACCAUCAGAUGAGUACAGUGGCCGCGUUGCAUCUCCGGUAACGAAAACCAGCAGUCCCGUUCCCGUCAAUUAUGACGGAGCUCAAUCAGAUGAGUACGUUUUUUACCCUGAUGGCCGGGAGAAGAUUAGUGAUAUUCUCUGCAAGCUUCGGAAAUUCGCUAUUGUCUCUGCCGUUGACGAGUCUCUCAAAACCGUCGCAGGUGGGAGUAAAAUCGUAAAGGAAGGAUCAAAGGAUCAAUCGCCUUCACGUCCUAAACUUGACAGACAAGAUUUAACUGUUAUGAUGGAGGAGAUGCAAGCAAAGAUGGAGAAACUUCAGGAUGACGUGAACAACAUGAAGCAGCAAAAUGAGGCGUCAGCUAAGUGUGCCAACGGAUUGGAUUCCUUUGAGUCCUCUGAUGAGCCUAUCAAGCGUUCAACGCCUACAAAAUCUAAUCCAAAAAAGGUUUUAAUUCGUUCUCGGAUGUAGAAAGCAGUAAAAUCUUGGCAAUGAGGAAUUUCUGCACUUUCAUCUUCCUUGACAAUAUAGGUUCUGCUUCUGUAAUUUUCUUGUGAUUUGUAUUGUAGCUGUAUAAUACAUGUAUCAAAUGAUCAUAUAGAAGUAUUAAAACUGGUAUUGAGAUGUGCGAA
Molecule: messenger RNA, 3350 nt
Organism: Capsicum annuum
Lineage: Eukaryota; Viridiplantae; Streptophyta; Magnoliopsida; Solanales; Solanaceae
Exons: 2
Coding region: 2569-3189 (206 amino acids)
Source: RefSeq, a predicted model, not a curated record